Molecule: messenger RNA, 1392 nt
Organism: Rangifer tarandus platyrhynchus (Svalbard reindeer)
Lineage: Eukaryota; Metazoa; Chordata; Mammalia; Artiodactyla; Cervidae
Source: the annotation of a GenBank genome assembly
AUGCUGGCGGGUCCCUGCUCAGCCCUUCCUGCUCAGCCGUCCCCUCGCAGCUGGAGACCUGCCCACAGAGGUCACAGAGGCGUGGGUGAAGUCGCUGCCUGGGGACCAAGGCAGGCGGCAGGCUUUCCGACACUGCUCACCCAUCAGGUGUUGGUCAAGCGCCUGUUGCACAAAGGCUGUGCUGUAGACACAGAGGAUCCAGCAGGACACAAAGCGGACCCCGAGAUCUGCCCCACGGGCCCUAAAGGAACGGGGGUGACGGGCAGAGCUGCGGCUGGCGUCCCGGCUCAGGACGGCGAACCGGCGAGGUUCCCCUACGCGGCAUCAGUGACGGCCCAGCAAAGGGUGGGACAAGCCCGCCUUCCAGGGACAGCGUUUACGGGAGGAAACGCAAGUGCUGCAACUCGGCGGCAUUUGUUCUGUGUUGGGACAGCGCUGGUGAUCAGAACUGAGGACAAACAGGCGGGGAAGGGCGGCAGGCUGCUGGGGUGGGGCUGGCAUUUCAGGGUGAACAUGAGGCCUGGGAGGCCGCGUGCAGGUGAGUGGCGGGAGCGGGCGCCCACGAGGAGCGUGCGGAUGUUGUGCAGCUGUCCUUGGGGAGAUGAUCUGGGCAGGAAGGACGCAUGCAAAGGCCCCGGGCAGGCAUGUCUGGUGUACAAAGGGGGACGGCACGGCUGGAGCGGAGGGAACAAGGUCAGAGAAAGAAGAGGAUCUGGGGUCUCACGAGUGUGGGAGCCAGUGGAGCUCACCAGGGUCAUCAGCACCCAAGUGGCCCCCGAGAUCCCGAGUGUGUCCCUUUGGCCUGGCUUCACCCGGCGGGAUGUGACGACCCCAGGGGAAGCAGAAUCAGUCGAGCUGCUCGUGGCCUCCCCGGAGUUGGUGCUGCUGUCCCAGGGCCUGGCUUCCUGGCAGGUCCAGCACUCGGGGCUGAGCGAGAAGUCAGAUCCCGAUGGAACCUCGGGGCUCUCGAGGGCCGACGGCGGCUGCCCUGCCAGGGUACCUGGGGUCAGAGAUGGGCAGUGCCCGGCCCCGCCGCAGGUGUCCUGCCAGCGGAGACACAGAGCGGCCCUGUGUGCUGACCGCUGGCCGGGCCGGCCGCACGGCUUUGCACAGACUUUGGCUUGGCAUCUCUGUCUCCAGCCCCUAAAUCCUUCGAUUCAGCCCCGGCUCUCGCUCUGUGCUCUUGGCAUGGCUCGCCCAUGUGGUCAUUUGAGGGCUCUGUACGUCCAGGAUGAUGGCCUGGAAAUUGCCGUCAACUCCUGGCCUGUGGGCCUCUCCCAGGACAGGCCCCCAAAGCAGCUGUUCUGUCGGAGGGAGCAAGUGAGCAAAGCUGCAGAGAGCCAGGGCAUCGCCAGUAACCUGUGCCGCCAUCACCUCACGUUCUGUCCGUGA